GGAGGGAGAGAAAGGAGGGAGAGAAAGGAGAGAGAGAAAGGAGAGAGAGAAAGGAGAGAGAGAAAGGAGAGAGAGAAAGGAGAGGGAGAAAGGAGAGGGAGAAAGGAGAGGGAGAAAGGAGAGGGAGAAAGGAGAGGGAGAAAGGAGAGGGAGAAAGGAGAGGGAGAAAGGAGAGAGAGAAAGGAGAGAGAAAGGAGGGAUAGAAAGAAGAGAGAGAAAGGGGGGAGAGAAAGGAGAGCGAGAGAAAGGAAGGUGGAGAAAAAAAGGAGAGAAAGGAGAGAGAGAAAAGAGGGAGAGUAAGCAGGGAGCAAAAGGAGGGAGAGAAAGGAGGGAAAGGAGGGAGAGAUGGCAAGGAGAGGAGAGGAGAGAGAGAAAGGGAUGUUAGGGAGAGUAACAAAAGAAAAGGGCGGGGAACGGAGAAAGAGAGAGGGGAAUAAGCUAGCCAGCACAGUGGAAAAAAGGCUGGAAAAGAGGACAAGAACGCAGGAGUGAGACAGACAGAGGCUGUGCCAAGCCUCCCACCUGAGUGUGCACGGCGCGGCUGUGUUUUGUGUUUGGGAUUUCAGGGAAAAGGAGGAGGAGAAGGAGGGGAGGAGGAUGGAGCGUGGGGUGGGCCAGAGAAAGGAAGAGUCUGCUGGCAGCGUUGGUUUCACACACCAGUGAUGAAGUGAAGCCCCUCGCAGGAAUUCUUUCUGCUGCUGCGUCAGUUUUUUCUCUGCCCUCGCUUUUCGUUCUUACUCACAUCUGGAGCGGGGAGUCACUUCCUCUGUCUGUGCUGCCCAGCGUUGUCUUGUGCUUUAACAGGGCUAGUCCUCUCAUCCUCUAGCCCCCCUUCACCUCCACCUCUGACGACACUCUAGGGAGAUACGGAACACACCACGCCAGGGGGACGGGACACUCCCAACACACUCUCAGGACGGGACCGACCAGGGACCCUUUACACCCCCCCACCAACACCCCCGACCUGCCCUCUGUAAUCUACGUCUGACAACAGAGAGGAAGAGAGAGACUGUGGAAUCUGGAGAAAACUGCAACCAUCAACUGAACUUUCUGUAGGGUGUUUGCCCUUUCCCUUAUAUGGCAAAACAACUGGAAACGUAUUUGAAUUGUCUGAUAUCUAUCCACCACAGCAGGCUGUGCAGCAGGGUUUGUUUUUAUGGCUGACUGACUUCUCUUGGUUCUUCUUUCCUGUGUUGUUUGCAUGCAGGGCUUUUAUUGAGGGGACAGCAGGCAGGAGCAUUGCCGGUCUUUGGGGUGAGGCUGCAGGCACUACCCCCAGGGGUGGUUGGCUAUACGCAUCAUUGCUCCCCCCCUCUCUUUCUCUCUCUAUCUCUGUCUGUCUGCCUGAGAGGAACAUCCAGCUGUCUGUCUGCCUGAGAGGAACAUCCAGCUGUCUGUCUACCUGAGAGGAACAUCCGGCUGGCAGCAAACUGCACACAGACACUGAGACAGUUGUUCUCUGUGGGGGAACUAACAACAAGGUGGGCCAGAGUUCAGCAACUGUAGUUCUGGAAUCUGGACACAGAGAAAUCUGUGGGAGGGAUAUUGACUCUGACUCUAUAACGACAACAAUCCUCAAAUGCAACAGGAUGUGUAACCCAGUAGGACCCUGGAAGGCGUGCCUGUCUUAAAUGAGGAGGACUAUUGUUGUUGUCCUGUGCCGACCUUACUAAUGAGGACGAGGAUGCUGGAGAAGCUUUGAACACUCAAGAGGACUGAACAACAAGAGCUCCUGACUGGAAGGUUUCGUGGUGCCAUGACACAGGUGUCUGGGACAGACUGUGUGUGUGUCAUCUCUGACCGUACACCUUGUUGUGGAUUACCCUGUUGGACGGACAGACACUCCACUGACUGACAGGUGGACAACAACAGCAAAGGUUGUCAUGGCGAUGGCGGCGUGGUACCACCGUGACAUCAGCCGCGUGCAUGCGGAGGACUUGCUGGCCCGGGCUGGGAGGGACGGCAGCUUCCUGGUCAGGGACAGUGAGUCUGUGCCUGGAGCCUAUGCCCUCUGUCUGCUGUUCCAACGGCACGUUCACACUUAUCGUAUUCUUCCUGAUGCAGAUGGCCUGUUGGCUGUACAGACAUCUCAAGGGGUGCAGGUGAACUGUUUCCGUACGCUGGGGGACCUGGUGUUGGGGUACCAGCACCCUCAUAAGGGUCUGGUCACCCCCUUGCUGUACCCUGUGGGGAGGGACACAGAGCCUGGUGAGGAGAGCUCAGGUGAUGAUGAGAAGCCAGGGCUGGUGUGGAGUCCCAGCCCAGCCCCAGUCUCGGUCAGUACAGCUCCCCCAGCAGGACCCCCAGUCACCUCAUCCCCCCACCUCCUCUUCCUCCACAGGCUGCAGGAGCUCAACACACCCAGCAUGGCAGGUGAGGUGGUUGGGCUGCUCAGUGAGUAUCUGUGCAGUGAGCUGCCUCUGGAUGUGGAGGGUCUACGUAGAGGAGCAAAAGGCCUACGCCAUCUACACCACACCCUGGGCACCGCAUGCCAGGGACUCAACAGUGAGAUUGAUCUGACCAUGUCCAGUUUGGAGACGCUGGCCAAAGUGUUUGACCAUCCCACCUGCCCUUUAACCUCAACCAAGUCACAGAAUAUGGGUAGAGGUCCAGACAUGGAGUUGGACAGCCUGCUGUGUAAGAUCUCUGCCCUGGUCAGCCUGCUGUCCUCCCUGGAGAAGAGGGUGCUGAAAGCUCUUCAAGAUGCUGUGACCAAUCACAACCUGGCUGUGCAGCCUGCCCCUUCCCGUGAGCCCGCCCCUGUCUCAGCUCCAGUCCCUGCUCCAGUCCCAGUCUCUGCUCCAUCCCCUGCUUCUGCCCUUGCUCCAGCUCCAGCCCCUGCUCCAGCACUAGUCCCUGUAGCCAAGAACAAUGCCAGGCCCAUACCUGUCCACUCUUUUCAGAUUAAGAUGGUGCGUUACGGCAGACAGACAGUGUCAGUGGACUUGGACACAGGAGUGCUGCUGUUUGACAGGAAGGCCGGGUCAUUCGGAGCGGAGACAGUCUCACACGACCGGAUUCUGCAGCUAGUCAAGUUCCAGAGCAGUCCAGCCAAGCUGCGCAUGGUAGUGGACAGUCAUCAUAGCACCCCACGAGAGCUCAUGUUUGAGAGUGCAAGGAAACGGGAGGCGUUCUGCCAGCUGCUACAGCUGAUGAAGACCAGACACUCCCAUCUGAGCGAACCUGACGUCAUCUCUGUGUUUGUGGGCAGCUGGAAUAUGGGUGGCUCCCCUCCCCCUCGCAGUCUGCAGUCCUGGGUGACGUGCUGUGGUCUGGGGCGAACCCCAGAUGAGUCCACAGCUCUGCUGCCUCAUGACAUCUACGCCCUGGGUACCCAGGAGAACUCUCAGGGGGAGAAGGAGUGGACCGAGCACAUCAAGACUACCCUACACAGCUACACUCAUAUAGAGUACAAACAGGUGGCAGUACAGUCGCUGUGGAACAUGAGGCUAGCAGUGUUCGUGAAGCCGGAGCACGAGAGUCGCAUCAGCCAUGUAAACACAGCCAGUGUGAAGACUGGCCUGGGGAACACAUUGGGAAAUAAAGGUGCUGUUGGGGUUUCCUUACUCUUCAACAGUACUUCUUUUGGAUUUGUCAACUGCCAUCUGACCUCUGGCAGUGAGAAAGUAGUUAGGAGGAACCAGAACUGUGCGGACAUCCUCAGACUGUUGUCCCUGGGUGACCGGCAGCUCAGUGCCUUUGACGUCAGCCUGCGCUUCACACAUCUCUUCUGGUGUGGAGACCUCAACUACAGACUAGAUCUGGACGUACAGGACAUUCUGAAACAUGUGUCCAAGCGGGAGUUUGAUGAGCUCAUGUGUGCUGACCAGCUGACACGAGAACGACACAAGAGGAAGGCCUUCCUCAAUUUCAAGGAAGAGAAGAUUGCGUUUCCGCCCACCUAUCGGUACGAGAGGGGGUCCAGGGACAGUUACCUGUGGCAGAAGUACAAGACCUCUGGCGUGCGUGUCAAUGUGCCAUCAUGGUGUGACCGGAUUCUGUGGAAGUCUUACUCAGAGACACAUAUCACCUGCAACUCCUAUGGUUGUACAGAUGACAUCUUCACCAGCGACCACUCGCCUGUUUUUGCCACAUUCCAUGUAGGGGUGACAUCACAGUUCAUUUCCAAAACAGACCCAAACUCUAGCAUGGAGAGGGCCUGGAUGGAGUUGGAAGGUGUUGAGGCCAUUGUGAAGACUGCCAGCAAAGCCAAGUUCUUCAUUGAGUUUCACUCAUCCUGCCUUGAAGAGAUCCGCCGUUCCGUAGAGAAUGACUCACAGAGCUGUGAUGUGCCUGGCUUCCUCAAACUGGGCUGGUCCCCCAAGCAGCUGCCCAAGCUUCUCCCGAUCCUCUCAGACAUGGAGUACCUUCAGGAUCAGCACCUCCUGCUGUCUGUCAAGUCAUGUGACGGAUUUGAGUCAUACGGUGAGUGCUGUGUGGCGCUGCGCUCCCUUAUCGGCGCAGCAGAGCAGUUUGAGACGUUUCUGACCCACCGGGGUGAGGAGAUGGGCUCCAUACGUGGGCGGGUCAGGGUCCACGUGCCCAAGGACCGGCGAGGAACACGGGAGAAGAUCUACGAAUGGUUCUGCUUUGAGAAGGAUGAGAAGGCUCUGGUGAGGGGAUGCUUGUCUCCUCCGUCCACUCGGGCACCUAUCAGCCGAUCCUCACCGCCUCCACCCAAGCCGGCCCCUAGCAGUUACACAAACCCUGCCUACUUCAUAUUUGAAGGUGUGUCUGUCCUGGGAAGAGUAGAGGAGUCUCCACCCCCUCGCAGGGACCCUCAGGUGGUCUGGGCCGGCGACUCCGCGCUGCAGUUACCCAAACUCUUCGGGGGGCGUGGCUGUGACAGGAAGUCCCCUCGCAGGUCGGACUUCACUGAAAUCGAGAUUCCAGGGAUCCUGCCCCACUAUCCUUCCACCAAUGACCAUCAUCCACCCCAGACCAACUCCUCCUAUCAGCUCUUCCCAUCAAAGGACCCAUCGCCAAUCCCCCCUGCCCCAAGCCCCACCUCUCACUAUCAUGAACAACCCAUACAACCACGACCAAGCAAAAAAAAUGUUGUCCAGGACUCCAUCCUGCCUGCCAAGAACCUGAGGAACAUGUACAUGAACCACUCCGCCAUCAUCAGAGAGACCCCCAGGAGAGAACAGCCUAGGGUGCACCAACAGGAACAAGCCAUCCCUGUACGGAGCAGCAAACUCCCAGCCUUCUACCCAUAUGUGUCCACCUGUGUACCCCACACCCAGGCCUCAGCACCGUGGGUGGUGGAGCAGCCAGUUGGGCCCCUUGGGGACCACUCCCUCACAGCCCUGCAGAUAGCCAAGUCACUCAGCGAGGUAGACUUCUUCCCAGUGGCCCUUGAAGCUCCAUCUACCCCAUGCCAGAGACCGGCCCAGAGGAAUGACCUGGCCAUGGCGGCAGAAAGAGGCUACUGCUGGGAGAAAGAGGUCCUAUAUGGAGCUCCAGAGACGGUGCGAGAACUACUCAGCACCCUGGGUCUACAGAAGUACACUCUGGGACUCAGCCUCAACGGCUGGGACGACCUGGACUACUUCAGUGGCAUCACAGAGGAGGACCUGCGUGCAGCCGGAGUGUCGAACCCGUCGCAUCGCCGGAGGAUCCUGGAGAACCUACCCAGGAUCUGGGAUUCACUAUAGACCUACUCACGUUGUUUGAGUUCUCAAACGGAACUUAAUGGACAUCGGUGACUGAAGCCUGCCCUAAUGGACUACUCGUCCUCUCUUCCACUCACGUCCGUUUAUAUACAGUAAAAAAUAGUUUCUGGUAAGCAAACGCACAGACAUGGUGCGUGUCCCAUGAAAUCCUCAUCUCAUAUCUGUUUCCAUUCACGCGUCCACCUUAUAAUGCUCAAACAUUUUUUUAUAUCCAAUUUUAGAUCCACAUAGCUAAAUAUUGAUUUUACUGAAUUUACUCGUCACCAGACGAGUGUUUACUGAGCAUUCACACGCUUCACCUCCUCCCCUGCCCUUUCCACUGCUCUGCCGUUUAUAAAGAACAGCUUGUAAAAUCACUCAAUAAGGGCCGUGGAGGAUGAAAUGUACCGCUGUACAUAUUUACCAGUGCACAUUUUAACAUGGCCUGGAAAGUUAAUAAUAAGGUCUCGCUUUCUGUUUACUGUCCGAUGGUAUUAUUAUCUUGUCACUGUGGUGUAGCUGUUAGUGAUAAGAGGGGAAUCCAGUGGGAGGAAAAUGCGAACCCUGGGCCCGUUUAUUUACAUUCUUACUAUUACAUUGUAUAUGUUUCUCUAUUCUCUCCCUUGUCCCAUAACUCUCGUGCGCUCACGAGAUAAUAAAGUGGCACCCACCCAUUUAACAUGAACAUCACAGUCACUUAAUCAAUGCUUCUGUGAACUUAGCUUUCUUUUUUUACUGCCUUUUUAAACCGUUAUUGUAUAAAACUAACUGUUGACAUAUGUGGGUUCUUAGACACUGCUACUGUGUGAAGAUUGAGGGCCUGAAACUUGUGCUUGACGCCUGUGGUUCCUUUCCUGUGGUUCUUUGCCAGUGGCGCUACUUUGGUCAUCUGAGUUUUAGAUAUGCAUUUAACUGUGGAUCAUAGAAGUUUACUACUUUAUUUUCUGAAGGUUGUUGAAUUAAGGUAAUGAACUAUUACAUGCAGGUGAUGUUACAUUUAUUCAACCCAAUGGGUGGGACACGACGUGAAUAAAACAUUGUUGUGUCAACAUUAUGAAAUAAACUCUAGAUAUUUAUUAGGACAUUUGGGACCAUAUAAUCCAAAGGAAAUUGAGCAUGGGGAGGUUUCAUAUCCCAGACUGUACUAUGGAAUUAUGUUUGUUUUGUCUUCAUAUAAAACUAUAAAUUAUCCACACUCUUAAUGGUACAGGCCUUGCUGGCACAAAAAUACAAUAGCGGAAAAACAAAUCGACCAUGCCUUGAUAUAAUCAUCAACCUAAAAUGGUAUACCUAGCUACAGCAUAUAAACUGCUGUAGGAAUGAAAUGACAGAAAUUCAAUUGAAUAGCUGUCAUCAUUUGCUUAAUUUGCAAAAUUAUAACAGGUUUAUAUAUUAUUUUUGCUAAUUGUUAUAUUUUCUUGAAGCCUUUCUUUGUUGGAUAUCUUCCCCAAAACUUUCUGUGUCUGGUUUCACACUAUAUUGUCAGUUACACCCACAAAAACCACACUACUCUGUGCUGUACUCACCCAUGACAUGAUUUGGGUCUUUUACAUAAUGCAAGUCAAUGUCAGUACCACACACAAUAGCUCAGUGGAUGUUAUCAAGGCAUGCAUGUUUGAACAGUAGAAAUACUUUUACUCUUGUGUAAAUUCCAAUGUAAAGUGUACCCAUGGAGCGACAGUCAUUAUGGGAAAAUAAUAGGUAUUUGUCCUUACAGCAAAUGUUCUAUAACUACGAGCUGUAUGUGGGUCCGAUAUAACUUCGGAACCCAGAACCAUUUCCUGUCUGCGCUGGCCAUGUAAGUUCUACUCGUUCUAACACAGGCAAGAGUGGAGGAUGUGUGUCCAUGUGAGAUUCUGAGAAAUCUGUUGAUAUUAUCGGUCUGUGUGUUUGCGGCCUGUGGUGGUGCAUACGUACAAGUUAGUCAUUCAAAAAUGAGCCAACACAUCCCUCUGUGUCCCCUGACAGCAGGUAUGUGUCAGUGACCCCCUGGCUGACCGUAGAGGCAAAUGUGUACUGGUCUCCCCUCCUGGACUCAGACACUGCGGUGGGGUGAUGGCCACGGUGAUAAGACCCCCGGCCAGACUGGCUCCGGUGGAACUCUCAUGAUGUCAUCACAGGACAUCCUCAGGGGAUUCUGGGACUUUUGGCAGAAUGUCAACAUAGUGAUCCUGUCUGCUCCUCUAUAAACCCAACAGCCUUUGUCCACUACAGUAGGUUAGUUUAAAGCCAGGAACAAGAUGAUAGUGUGGCUGUGAUUCUUUUCAAAUCAUUCUAAUCCAACUGCUACAACUACUAAUAAUAAGGCUGUGGCUGCGGAGCGGACUUUUCCAGGACUCUGACUUUUUCCCGAGCGCAUGUGUUUCUUUACCUCUACGUUAGGCACAUAUUUUUCUGGUCUCCUUCCCUUCACAUUUCUUGCUGCCAGUUGUGAAUGAUAAUUCACGACUGGCAGCGUUUUACUGGUGAAACGUCCAUGCAGCGUCUGCAUACCAACCAUUUGAUCUCAGACCAGUUUCAUUGGGAUACGCGCUUAGAUCUUGAGUUAUACUAUACAGUGUUGUUUCCAAGUAGCCUGCAGAGCCUACCUUUGUGUUUUGCCUAGCGGAAUGCGCUGUUGAGUUUUAGCCACAUGAGAGGAAAAUGUGGUGGUGUUUUUUAUCUUACAGUAACUGUCACGUUCCUGACCUUAUUUCCUUUGUUUUGUCUUUGUUUAGUUGGUCAGGACGUGAGCUGGGUGGGCAUUCUAUGUUUUGUGUUUCUAUGUUGGGUUCAUUUUCAUUAGCCUAAUAUGGUUCUCAAUCAGGGGCAGGUGUUUUACGUUUCCUCUGAUUGAGAACCAUAUUAAGGUAGGCUGUUCUCACUGUUUGUUUGUGGGUGAUUGUUCCUGUGUCAGUGUUUGUACCACACGGGACUGUUUCGUUUCGUUCGUUCGUGUGUUUUGUUCUCAAGUUCAGGUCUGUUCACGUCGUUUGUUAUUUUGUAGUUUGUUCAAGUGUUUUUCGUCUUCGUUUAAAUAAACAUGAUUAUGUCUUUAAACUACGCUGCAUAUUGGCCCGAUCCUUGCUCCUCUUCAGAUGAGGAGAAAGACGAGCGUUACAGUAACGCAAUGUUAUUAUUUUAUUUUAUGUAGAGUACUAUCCUCAAGUGAUCUUGCAGGCAUUGAUUCAGCUUUCAUCUAUCUUUAUUAAACAAGCACCAUUCGCAAGAGUUCUCUAAAAGUAGAGCACAUGACGCUACAAACACAACAAGGAACACGUCUACAGUGAGCUCCAAAAUUAUUGGGAAGGUGACACAUAUUUUGUUGUUUUGGCUUUGUAUUCCAGCACUUUGGAUUUGAAAUGAUACAAUGGACCUGGACCCGGUGAGGGGUAGAGCCUCGGUUUUGCGGCUGUUAAGUUGAAGGGAGUUUUGCUUCAUCCAAGCUCUUAUCUCCUUAAGGCAGGUGUUUAGACGAGCACAGGCAGCAGAGAGACUUGGGGCAGUUUUCACCAGUGUUGUUCACCAGUGUUGUUCAUCAG
Messenger RNA from Salvelinus fontinalis (brook trout), 9175 nucleotides. Its product is annotated as phosphatidylinositol 3,4,5-trisphosphate 5-phosphatase 2B-like. The transcript is spliced from 26 exons. Gene Ontology annotation, biological process: phosphatidylinositol dephosphorylation. Bases 1884 to 5657 code for a protein of 1257 amino acids. The record is from RefSeq and is a predicted model, not a curated record. Gene Ontology annotation, molecular function: phosphatase activity; protein binding. Lineage: Eukaryota; Metazoa; Chordata; Actinopteri; Salmoniformes; Salmonidae.